UGUUAUAUUUCUUGCAUGUACAUGUUAUUGGUGUUUUUUUUUUUUUUGGAGAGUAUGUUUGCCUUGCACCAUUGUGUCUAUAUAAUCAAUUAUCAUUUGCAUUGGACAAAAUUCUAACUUCAUUGUCACGACAAGAUAUUGUGGAAAGGCAGCCAUGGCUAAUAGAAAGGCUAGUAAACGACCUUGCACAAUGGCUGAGGCAAUACAAAUAAGUUUAUCUGAGGUGGUACAGGAUCCAACACCACGACCGUUGGAGGAUACACAACCAUCUCAAGUAACGCAACCAUCUCAGGCUCCACACAUGCCUCAGCCAAUACAACCGCCUUCAAAUGAAACGGCUCAUGAGACUUCUAUGAAGAAGUGUGGUCGAGGCAGUGUUAAGGGCAUUCACCAAUGGGGUUCUGGAAGUAAAUUAAAAGUCAUGUUUGAUAAUGAUUUCCAGCCAUUGGGAGAUGAAGGCAACAAAUUGAAAGGACAAUUGGGCACAAUGCUACGCAACCCCCAUCGAGUUCCCUUGACUUAUCUUGACUGGAAUUCAGUACCUGAAGAGAUCAAAAUCGCUAUUUGGAAGGAGAUUGAGGAUAACAUUGAGGAUUGUCCGGCAGAGUUUCAGCCGGUAGCCAUGCGUUCAUGUAACAAAAUAUGGAAAGAUCAUAAGGGUAAGACAAAGGAUAAAUAUUAUACUAAACAUGAAGAAGAUCCAGAUAUAUUGUUGAAAGUGCCUAAGAGAGUAUUGCCAGAUCAGUGGAAAGAACUUGUGAGUUAUUGGAGGACUAAGGAUGCCAAGUUAAUAGCAACCAGGAACUCCCAAAAUCGAGAGUGCCGUGGUCCGCAUCAUAGGACUGGGCGGACACAUUUCGCCCAGAUUAGGCAUGAGAUGAGUGCAAAUGGAGAGAACACAGACAAAAUGAGUGUCUUCAUCAAGACACGUGACGAAAAUGACCCAGACAUGAAGGCCGUUGUGGAAGAAUUUAUUCAAAACCUUGCUGAAAUACCAGAGUCACUUCAGACAACAGAGGUUCGAAACAAGAUUUUCCAUAAUGUGUUAGGAGAGGAUGGACAUGGUUAUUGCAAAACCUACGGUGCCGGUGUGCCUCGGAGUGCAGUUUAUGGUCAAUCUUCCAGGUCGUCACAUGCCUCCUCUUCUUCCACUCUCAAUGAGAUCACUAGGCAAGUACGUGAGGCCACUCAAGUGAUUGAGCAAAGGCUAAGCAUUGAGAUUGAGCAAAGGCUAAGCAGUGAGAUUGAACAGAGGCUCAUAAGAGAGAUUGAGCAGAGGUUCGUGGGAGAGAUGGAGCGUAUGCUUAAUGAGAAGUUGAUGGCUCAUCUCGAGCAUAUGGGGGCUCAAAUGGCCUUAUUUCAGACCGAUGGAGGGACAAAUCAGACGGAACAGGUUUCGAAUGUCACUAACAGGCAACCUAUAAUUAAGGCCUCUGUGGGAAAUGACUUCCAAGAUGGUGACCAAGGUUCCUCUCCUUUAUCAGCACAUUCUCCACAACUUGAUAGACAGGAUGGUCAAAAAGUAUGCUUGGUGAGUUACACUAUUCCAAAACACGAUGUGGCAGAGGGAAUUGUUAUUAGUAAGGACCCGUUGGUGAAAGUAGACGGAAAGCCAUUGGGUUCUGAUUUUUGGAAAGUGCUUGUUAAAAAAGCAAAAAUACCCAAUGCUUCUUUGGAAAGACCUCGCAAAAAAUUUCACACAGUUGGAGAAGCUGUUGGCUGCGCUGUUGCUUGGAGGUCUUGUGAUGUGUUUGCCGAGGAAUAAAGUGUGCAACAAUGAACAAGCUAGAUGCAAUAUUUUGGGUUCUGCUUAUUUUGCAUUCUAACCGAGGUUCCUAUUUUGUCGAGGACUUAACUAUGCAACGAUCAAGAAGAUGCAAAUAUUUUGGGUUUCACUUAUUUUGCAUUGUAAUGUUAACCGAACUAAAUUGUGUUCCUAUUUUGUUUGACGUACUAUUGGCUAUGUCUAUUUUAGGUUUUAUUUCCGAAACAUAUUACUCCUGGGAGUAUUCGAGUACUGUUGUAUAUAUAUGGACCUCUUGGGAUUGAAUGAAUGGGUAAGUUGUGAAUAUUAGCUGCAUUUUUUGAUCGAAUGAUG
Molecule: messenger RNA, 2098 nt
Organism: Rhododendron vialii
Lineage: Eukaryota; Viridiplantae; Streptophyta; Magnoliopsida; Ericales; Ericaceae
Exons: 9
Coding region: 155-1765 (536 amino acids)
Source: RefSeq, a predicted model, not a curated record